ACAAAUAGAAUAGUAUCUCAGCGCAGGGCAGCGCUGAGUGUCUUAUAUACAUACUUUUAUUUUAUACUUUGAGAGUUUACUCGAGAAGCUGAAGGCCUCACCAGAGAGGCCCCACCCUCAGCCCUCAAACCAGCCUCAAGAAGCCCUCAAAGUCUCGAAUACGCCUCGAACACGGUAUUUCGGUGUAGUACUAUUAACAAUAUUGGGCGUAUCAGAAAUUAAAUGAAAUAAAUAAUGACAUCGGUUCAGGAAAGAUUAAAGUUAAAAAGAGCACCAACUGAUAUAUGGAAUAUAAGAGAACAACUAUGUCUUGCAUCAAGUGUUCUAAAAUCAGGAGAUCAAAAUUGGAUGAGUGUUUCUCGUUCUUUAAAACCAAUUGCUGAUAGAGAUUCAACAAGACCACCAGAUUGGUUUUCGCAAAAGUCUUGUGCACAGCAGUACGCUUAUCUUUUGGAAAAUGCUGAUAUACCAAAAAGAAAAAAAAGAGAAAGUGGCGAAACAACAAGUGAAUCUAUUGUCAGACGUUUAACUCAAGAUCGUAUAUCUGAGCUAUCUAACACUUUGAGCAGUCAACGUGAAGAGUAUUUACAAUUAAAAAAUGAGCUUAGUCUUUUAAAAAAUGGAACAAUAUCAGAUGAAAAACUCAAAAAGAUAUGGCUUACAAUUCAGCAAGAAGAAAAGGAUCAAGAACAAAAAUCAAAAAUUCAGGGAGAAUGGUUAACUAAACAGCAACACAAUAAGGAGCAACAGCUAUCGCAAACGCCUAAUGUUCAAAAUCUCCAAAAGAAAAAUAGUAAUAAUUCAACUCAGAUUCAAGAAGUAACAGAUGCAAAUAUUGAUGAAGAAGAGAAUAAAAGCAAAAGUGGAAGAUCAUCUCUUUUAACUAGCUUGUUAAAAUCACCAAGUCCAACAACUCAAAUGCAGAUACCAACUCAAGCAGCGGGUUCGCCAACUAUUGCAAGUCUUUUAUGCUCUAGUCCAAAAGUACCUGGUCCAGUAGUUAUACAAAAUGUAUCACAACAAUUACACCAAUUAGUCUCAAAUGUUAUUCCUAAUACAGGUCAAGAACGUCCUUCGGCUACUGCACCAACAUUAUCCAUGUUAUUAGAACAACCUUCUGCUAAUGCACAACGUACUUUGCAACUACAAAACGCAGCUGCUUCAGUAAGCUCUAAAAACUUACAAAAUUCUUCGCAAAUGGCCAAUACAAUACAAACAAGAUCAAAUAGAUCAAUGCAAGGAAGUGUUACACAAAUAACACAGGUACAGCAAGCAAUUUCACAUUCAGACCUACCAGGUAAUGAAAUACCUCAGAUUAUAUCUAAUCCUAUUGAUGAAGUCAUGCCAAAAGUUAUUCAACUGGAUAAGGAUGAAAUAAAUGAAAUGAUUGGGGACAUAGAAGAAUUAAUCAAAGAAGAAAUAACAAGUAGUCCUCAGAUGCUUGAAGUACCAAUGAAAACAACUGAAAUUACUGAUAAUUCAAAUCUACCUAUGUUAUCAUCAAUAAUUAAAGAACGUCCAGAACCAAGAAAUGUUGAUGAACCAGUUUCUUUAUCUAAUUCUCCUACAAGCGAAAUUUCUAUUGGAGAAAUAGAUUCUAGUACGUCUAAUAUUGCAGAGAUUAUAGGUACUUCAAUUAGGACUGUAGAAACUAAAGCUGAUUUACAAAUGCAAGAGCAAGAAGAAAAUAUAGAUAUAAUAUUCCCAGCAGUUGAUGCAAAUAAGGGUAUUAUGGAAUAUAAAGAUCUACAAGAUUUGAAACCUGAUACAAAAUUCACACAAGAAAUCGUAAAUAAGACACAGAAUGAAAUUGAUUCAUUUGAUUCAUUGCAAGAAAAAACAGGUGCUUUGAUAGAAAACCAAUCACUUAUUAAACUAGACGAGGUUUAUCAAAAUGAUAUUGAUGAUAGUAUCCUUGAUGAUAAUGUAACAAGUCAUGACAAAGCAAUAGUGCAAAUAGUCAAAAGUGAAAAGCCUAUUUUAACAAUAGACAACAGCACUGAAUUGGACAAAAACAUGUUUUCUCAAGUUGAAAAUAUUUCUAUGGGUAAAGAAAAUGAACAACAAGAAGAAAUGGAAGAAUCAAUAUGUGAUUCUACUAAGCACUCAGAAAACAAAGAUAAAGCAAUAAAUUCAAAUCUAAUGGAAGGCAAAUCAAUAGAAAAGAAUGUAGGUGUUUCAAAAAAGUGUGAACAAGAAAUGUGCUCUGAGCACGUACUAGAAUCAUCAAUGUGUGUUUCUAAAAUUAUCAAUGAAAUUGUCAAGGAUGUGGAAACACUAAUAGAAUCCACUUCUAAGGAACAGGAAAAUGCAAAUAAGAUGAUCACCCAGAGUCCUAAUGAAUUGAUCGUUGAAUCCUUGUCAAAAAUAGAAGUAAAAAAGCAAGAAAUCGACGAGACAAUAAUAAAAGAAGCGAACACUGUGAUCCACAUAGAGAAAAGUAAUGAUAGCAUACAAAAUAAUUCGAUAUUGCCAAAUGUCGAAAUAAAGAAAGAAAUAAUGGAUGAAGUAGUGGAUAGAACAGAUAUAAAAGAUGUAGAGUAUUUUAAAGAUGAGGUUGAAAUAAAAUUUGAACCAAAGAAAGAGGAUAAUGAAGACAAUGAAUGCAAGAAAGAAAAAGAAGACACAAUAAAAAGAGAAAUUAAUAAUGAAACUUUGAGGAAAGGGAGCUCAGAAUUUAUCACAAGUGUAGAUGAACUCGAUGAAGAAGAAUCAACUUUGAGUAAAUUAAGUGGAGGAAGAGCUAUGAAAACCUAUUCAAAAAAACAAAAUACCACAGUAGAUAGUGAAUCAGAAAUAGAAACGAGUGGAGAAACUGCUGACUAUCGAGCUUGGAAAAAAUCAAUAAUGCUUGUCUAUAAUAGAUUGUCUACAAAUAGAUAUGCUUCUAUAUUUUUGAGGCCAAUUACUGAAGAUCAAGCACCUGGCUAUCAUUCUAUUAUAUUCAGGCCCAUGGAUUUAUAUACAAUUAAAAAAAACAUUGAUAACGGUACAAUUAGAUCAACAAUGCAUUUUCAGAGAGAUGUUAUGCUCAUGUUUCAAAAUGCAAUUAUGUUUAACAAGCACAAUACACGUAUUCAUAAAAUGACAUUAGAAAUGCAAGAAGAAUGUCUUCAACAUAUGCAGGUUUUGGUGCAAGCUACAGGAGAAGGAUCAUUUAGAAGGGAAACAAGAACAGCUGCUAGUAUUAGCAAUGAAAUGGCAGAUACAAGUUUGAAAAGAAAAUGGACUCAUGUUACAUCCAGUCCACAUGAAUUAGAAAGUCCACGUAUAAAAAAGCGAAGGAAGUCUGAGAAUGAUUAAUUAGUUAUACUAAAGAGUAUUUUUUUAUAACUUGUAAAAAAUUAUGUAAGAAUAUGUUUUGAGUUUGAAAAUCAAACUAUUCAGUAAUAUUAACAGAUAAUAAUGCAUCAAAAUCACAUUUUUACAAUUUUUUUGAUUAUAAUUUUUUUAUCAAAAUCAUUAAAAUGUGUAUCGAAAAGUUAAAGUGAUAGAUGCAUGCUUUGUAAAUAAUGCAUUAUUUACCUAAUUUUGUAGCAAUAUUAAUCAUAGGUCCCAAUUUUAAUAAAAUGUGUAAACUUG
This is a messenger RNA of Nasonia vitripennis (jewel wasp), 3582 nucleotides long. It is a transcript of the gene Brd8, whose product is annotated as bromodomain containing 8. The record is from RefSeq and is marked provisional. Gene Ontology annotation, cellular component: NuA4 histone acetyltransferase complex. Bases 235 to 3303 code for a protein of 1022 amino acids. Lineage: Eukaryota; Metazoa; Arthropoda; Insecta; Hymenoptera; Pteromalidae. The transcript is spliced from 4 exons. Gene Ontology annotation, molecular function: protein binding.